AUGGAUGGUUUGCAAGGAUCCAGUACGAACGUUAACCGGAAACGGAGGAGCAAUUUCCUGACGCUGGUGGAGAAGGUUCGCAUAAUUGAAGAUUUUGAAGCAAGAGGUGGUACGCAUGACUUUCUUGGGAAGAAGUACGGCGUAGGAUCUUCUACAGUCACGAGAAUAAUCCAAAAGAAAGAAGCAAUUCGUGAGGCGGUGGACAAGUUCAAGGAAUAUGGUGUAAAUAAUCGAAAAACAUUGAAAGAGCAGACGUUCCCUUUGCUGGAAGAAGCUCUUUACAUCUGGAUUUUACAGCAGCGGCAGUCCAACAUUUUGUUGACAGUGGAUAUUCUUAAAGCAAAGGCGGAGCUGCUGUUUAAGAUGUUCCAGGACCGGGAGCUCUAUGCGGUGCACGGUUUUUCUGCUUCGGAUGGCUGGAUGCAUCGUUUUAAGCAGCGGUUUGGAUUGCGCGUGAAAGCCGUAACAGGAGAAAAGGCAUCGGUAAACGUUGAAGCGUACCUAAAUUUCAAGAAGGUUCUACAGAAGAAGAUUCAGGAAAUGCAGCUAUCACUAUCCCAAGUCUUUAAUGCAGAUGAAUCUGCCUUGUUCAUCAAGCUCCUAGCCACACGCUCUGUCGUUACCUGUGAUGAGACCGUGGCAAGCGGACGGAAGCAAAACAAGACAAGGUAUACGUUUAUGCCUUACUCCAACAUAGAUGGUUCCCUAAAGCUUCCGUUGUAUUUCAUUUGCACUGCUGCAAAACCACGAGGAAUCAACAUCGAAGAACUUCCCGUUUCAUAUAAUCAUUCCAAAAAGGCUUGGAUGACCAGACUGUUGUUCCGUCAAUGGUUCCACGAAGAGUUUGUCCCCGCUGUUCGAAAAUUUUCGGCCGAGAGAGGAUUGGAGCCAAAGGCAUUGCUGGUUCUUGUUAAUUGCACCAGUCAUUAUGACGUUGACGAAUCUCUACAGAGUGACGAUGGACUGAUUCAAGUGAUCUACCUCCCACCAAAUGUAACUGCUGAAUGCCAGCCGAUGGACCAAGCGGUCAUCAAUGCAAUCAAGCGAUAG
Molecule: messenger RNA, 1050 nt
Organism: Toxorhynchites rutilus septentrionalis
Lineage: Eukaryota; Metazoa; Arthropoda; Insecta; Diptera; Culicidae
Product: tigger transposable element-derived protein 2-like
Exons: 1
Coding region: 1-1050 (349 amino acids)
Cellular component (GO): nucleus
Molecular function (GO): DNA binding
Source: RefSeq, a predicted model, not a curated record